Messenger RNA from Clarias gariepinus (North African catfish), 2945 nucleotides. It is a transcript of the gene cyp1b1, whose product is annotated as cytochrome P450 1B1. Gene Ontology annotation, biological process: progesterone metabolic process; hormone biosynthetic process. Lineage: Eukaryota; Metazoa; Chordata; Actinopteri; Siluriformes; Clariidae. The coding region runs from base 214 to 1725 and encodes 503 amino acids. The transcript is spliced from 4 exons. The record is from RefSeq and is a predicted model, not a curated record. Gene Ontology annotation, molecular function: iron ion binding; heme binding; steroid 17-alpha-monooxygenase activity.
CUUUAUUUUGGUUACGUUACUGAGACUCCUGAAUAGGCUAUUUGUGCCCUUAGGACAGUAAGAAUAUUUAUAGAAAAGAUUAAAAGCCAUUCUCACGAGCGUCUGACCAGGACGUCCACAGACGUAAUAUUUAGGCAAGCAAACUUUUCGUGCUGAAAUAAGAGGGAAAUAUUCUCAUGCGGCUUUAAAAUUGGACAAGGAAGAGAGCCGAGGAUGGAGUUACCAGGAAUUAUCACAGAGUUCCUCCAGCUGUCAAAGCAGAAUAUUUUGCUGUUUUGCCUUGAAGUCUUGAUCGUCGUGCACUUGCUGGGCAGUUUGGUGCGCACCUGGAGCGCGCGGACUUUACCGGGCCCGUUUCCAUGGCCACUCAUCGGUAACGCAGCGCAAAUGGGCAACUACCCGCACAUCUAUUUCACGCGCAUCUCGCGGUGCUACGGAGACGUGUUUCAGAUCAAGCUUGGCAACCGGCCCGUAGUGGUUCUUAACGGCGAUGCGAUCCGACAGGCGCUCGUCCAGAAGGGUGUGGAUUUCGCAGGUAGACCUGAUUUCGCCUCGUUCCGGUACAUCUCGAGCGGUCGCAGCAUGGCUUUCGGUAACUACAGCGAAUGGUGGAAGGUGCACCGACGGGUGGCACAUUCCAUAGUGCGCAAGUUCACUACAGGUAACCCGGACACCAAGAGCACCAUCGAGAACCACGUCGUGAGUGAAGUCAAGGAGCUGAUCUCGCAUUUUUUGCGCGAAACGCGCACACAUGGCUACUUUCAGCCCCACAAGUAUCUCGUGGUGUCCAUGGCGAACAUCAUGAGUGCCCUGUGCUUCGGUAAACGCUAUUCAUACGACGACACCGAGUUUCAGCAAGUGGUGGGACGUAACGAUAAGUUCACGCAGACGGUGGGCGCCGGCAGCAUCGUGGACGUCAUGCCUUGGCUCCAGUAUUUCCCCAACCCCAUCAAAUCACUGUUCGAUCAGUUCAAGGAACUGAACGCAGAGUUCUAUGAAUUCGUCCUGGGUAAGGUUAUGGAGCACCGGAAGACCAUGGAGUCGAGCAUCGUCCGGGACAUGACGGACGCACUCAUCACGUCGAUGGACCGCGGCUUACUGGAUGAGAAGUACGUGCCCCCGACCAUCACGGACAUCUUCGGUGCGAGCCAAGACACCACGUCCACAGCGAUGCAGUGGAUCGUUCUGUUGCUCGUGAGGUAUCCAGAUAUCCAGAAACGAAUUCAGGAGGAAGUGGACAAAGUAGUGGACAGAAGUCAUCUACCUUCCUUUGAGGACCUACCACGUCUCCCAUAUGUGAUGGCUUUCAUCUAUGAGAUGAUGCGGUUCAGCAGUUUUAUCCCUGUAACAAUCCCCCACAGCACUACCACAAACACCUCCAUUAAUGGAUACCACAUUCCCAAAGACACUGUGGUUUUUAUUAACCAGUGGUCCCUGAACCAUGACCCCAAAAAAUGGGAUCAGCCUCAGAUCUUCAACCCUCUCCGCUUUCUAGAUGAGGAUGGGGAACUAAAUAAAGAUGUGACUGGCAAUGUUAUGAUCUUUUCCAUGGGAAAGAGGCGGUGUAUUGGAGAAGAACUCUCCAAAAUGCAGCUCUUCCUCUUUACAACACUCCUGGCACAUCAGUGUCACUUUACAGUGAAGGAACGACCGACUUUGGACUUCAUGUAUGGGCUAACCCUGAAGCCCAACCCAUUUAAAGUAGCAGUAUCUCUGCGUGACUGAACUGGCUUGAGAAAGUGGGCUGACCUCAUCUUUCUGUGCAGGGUGCAAAUGAAGACUGUGAAUAAACUAUAAACAGUGGCUCAACUAAAAAUUACAUAUAAUAACCAUUAUGCAAGAAAAAUGGUUAAAAACUGUAUAGAGUAAAUGAACAUUUUAUCCUGUGGCAUAGGUUUAAUUUUAGUUUUUGGGAGAACCAAUCAAUCAAUUUUGAUUGAUCGGUUCCCAAUCAAUCUGGAACCGAGAACCGAUAAAUUUUUACCGAUCAAUACAGCUUCACAAUAUUCUCACCUACAAGCAGCGAACAUGCCCCAUCCCCAUGUAAACCUAGACGUAUGGUUUUAACAAGGUUAAAUAUUUUAUUUAAUGAAAAAUGAAGAUGGCUUAAAUUACAAUGAACAAUGAAGCAGACCUGUUUUUCCAGGUAAAACCUACUGUAUGUGUAUAAGAACAUGCUAAUAUAUUUAUAAAAUUAUCUACACUCAGGCAAACCAUUUUUAUGUAACUUUUAAGCUCAAUGACUAUAACUUUCGGGUAGUGUAAACAUAAAUGUGCUUACACAUUGCAUCGAUGCACAAUCUCAGCCGUCCUCACUUCAGUAACCUCAUAUCUAAACAGCUGAAGAGACUGGAGCAUACACAUUUAUUUAUGAUUGUAUUGCUAUAUAUUCCAUUUAUUUUUAUUUUUUUAUUUUUUUUACAUUGUUUUCAGGGUUUAAUAGAUAGCAGCUAUAACAUUUCAUAGCAAAUAUUUUGCUUUAAUAUUAAUAUUUUGCUAUACACAGUUGAAUAUUACUGUUUGCAGGGCAUUACUAAUGUGUGUGAGCUUCAUAAUCUACCCACUAACAAAAUUACAUAAACAUUUCCUAUAUAAAAAUAACUGCUGUAGCAAAUAAUAGCAUAAUAAUAUCUUUAUAUAAUUUCUGUAUUGUUAAAUGUACUAGAAAUAACCCAGUAGUACACACAUUGUAGAGAAACCGAAUAAGCAUAUAAAAACAUGUAUGUAAAUGAAGCAUUGCAUUCUCUAAAUUAGUUAACUGUAAAAAGAAAAGUGUCAUUGAUGUUAUGUAUGUUGCACCACUAAACAAGGAGAGUACAAUGCACAAUGGUGCUUCACAAUUACCACUUACCAAUCUUCUAUUUGUUUUACAAAGUGUACAGAUGAUUAAACUGCUUACAGAACAUACAAUAAACAACUCAUACUCUAAUGGGUGACAAAAUUAA